Messenger RNA from Macadamia integrifolia, 2359 nucleotides. Its product is annotated as protein FAR1-RELATED SEQUENCE 5-like. The coding region runs from base 205 to 2304 and encodes 699 amino acids. Gene Ontology annotation, biological process: regulation of DNA-templated transcription; DNA transposition. The record is from RefSeq and is a predicted model, not a curated record. Lineage: Eukaryota; Viridiplantae; Streptophyta; Magnoliopsida; Proteales; Proteaceae. The transcript is spliced from 3 exons. Gene Ontology annotation, molecular function: DNA binding; zinc ion binding; transposase activity.
AGGGGCCACGCGAAAAAAUCAACACAUUCAAAACUUCGAAAAGCUAAGAACACCCAAAUUUCAAUUCUUCUUCUUCUUCUUCCAAACCAAGAAUCCUUGGAAUACUAUAGAAACCUGUGUACUUUGGAGCCCUAAAUUCCUGCCGGCAACGGUUGCAGGCUUGUAGCGGCGACUCCAGCGAGUCUCUACUUUCCAUCUAAGGGUAUGGAGCCCCCUUCCUCUUCUCCGUGGCUGUUCCCUGUGGAUUGCAACGAAUUAUCCAGUUUCCGACUCUCCAGUGGAUUGCAGCGGGCCCUUCCUAUCUGUAAGCAUAUUCAUGGAGACAUGGAGGAUGCUGAAAUGUGUAGGAGUAACUACUUAUAUAUGGAAGAAGAGGAUGUUUACGGAAAUGAACAACAGUCAGAGUUGGAAAAAAACAUUCAAUCAGAUGCUGCAGAGUUGGAGCCUCAACUAGAAGAUGUGUGCAUUGAGACACAACAAUCUUUUGCAAAAGAAACCCAAUAUGGUGAUGUUGAGGGUAAAAAAGAUACGAGUGAUUUUGAAGCAUCGAAUGACCAGCAUCCUAAGGAUUCAAAUGAAGCACAAACACCGUAUAUUGGUAUGAAUUUCUUAAACUGGGAAGAAGUUUAUUCUUUUUACAAUACAUACGCCCAGAUGAAAGGUUUUAGGGUUCGCAUAGGUAGGACUGAUGUAUCAAGGAAAAUUGAGUUAGAUGGUUCAAGUCCUAAGGUUUUUUCAAAGAGGUUUGUAUGUUACAAAGAAGGUUAUCGAAGUGAAGACAAACGACAAAAGGGGAAAAAAGUGCGUCAUCGGCCUGAAGUUAGAGUUGGUUGUCCAGCAUUUCUUUGUAUUAAACCAAAUUCGAAUGGUUGGGUAGUGCACAAAUUUGAGGCAGAUCACAAUCACCCACUGGUUCUUGAAGACAAAUCAAUUAGGCUCCGAUCACACCAACAGUUGACAAAUGGUGUAAAAUUGAUAGUUGAUAAUCUCCAUGGUUCUGGUAUAGGUCAAAGUCAAACACAAAUAGUUGAUGCUGUUAUGGAGUGCUUUGGUGGUUAUGAUAAUAUUGAUGUGACAAAGGGGGCACUUAAAGGUCAAAGAAAUGAAAGAAAGAUGAUUGAAGUGGAUCUACAGACAGUCUUAGCAUAUUUUGAGUCUAUGAAAGAAAAGGAUCCCGGAUUCGUUUAUUCAAUUAAUUUAUCUGAUAAACAAACUUCGAGUGCGAUUUUUUGGAUUGAUGGCAAGGGCAAGUCUGAUUAUGAAAUUUUCAGUGAUGUUGUGGUCUUUGACACAACAUACAAUAAAAAUCGAUAUAGAUGGCCAUUUGGUGCGUUUAUUGGUGUGAAUCAUCAUGCUCAAUCUAUUCUAUUUGGAUGUGGUUUGGUUGCAGACGAAACAAAGGAGUCAUUAGAGUGGCUGUUCAAGGCGUGGUUGAAUGCAAUGGGAGACAAGGCACCAAAAGCAAUUAUUACUGAUGAGUGUUCCGGUAUUAUAUCUGCAGUGGCUAGUGUUUUCCCUAAAACAGUACAUCGCUUUUGUUCAUGGCAUGUCUCAAAGAAUGCCCUACAACACCUUGGUCCUUUAUGGUUCCAAAAGCCUGAAUUUAAAUCAGAAUGGAAGCAGUGUGUCUAUCAUUCAUGGUCAGAGGCAGAUUUCCUAACUCAGUGGGAAGCGAUGAUGGUGAAACAUAAUCUAAAGGACCAUUCGUGGUUAAACGAGAAGUUUGCCCAAAGAAAGUUUUGGGUGCCUUGUUAUUUUAGAGGCACAUUCUUUGCUGGAAUGAGCUCGACCCAACGAAGUGAGGGGAUGGACAGUUACUUUCAAGGAUAUUUCAAUGGCUCUAUGACAUUGCUAAGUUUUGUGAAGCAAUAUGAAAGGGUUGUUGCUAAGCAUAGACAGAAGGAAGCUAACGCAGAGUCCAAAUCACUUGUCAACUUACCUCAAUUGGAAUCACAAAGUCCUAUUGAAAUGCAUGGUAGACAGGUGUACACAAGGAUGGUGUUCGAGAUUUUUAAGAAAAAUUUCAGCGCAAGCCUUAGCUUAUCUGCUGUAGAUGAGCCAUUUGGAGGGUUGAUUAGGAAGUUUAAGGUUGGACCCUUUAAUGUUCCAGUUGAGCACAGAUGCGUUGUUGAGUACAACUCCAUUGAUGAAGAGAUACAUUGUAGUUGCCUUAUGUUUGAGUUCGUGGGAAUACCAUGCAAGCAUUUUUUGAAGGUUCUACAAAUGGUUGAUCGUGAUAGUAUGCCUUCCAAAUACAUUCUAUCUCGGUGGACGAAAGAAGCAAAAUAUGGAUUGACUUUGUAAAGAUGUUUAGCAUUUUCCAUGCGUUAACUAGGAGAAGGAUAUCUUGAUCAUUCAA